GACCCUUUGCACUAGGUCCGCCAAGCAGCUUUUCAGUCUCUGGGGCCUUUCAUAUCAACUUUUGCUAAUCCAUCUAGCAGUGGCCAGUACUUUAAAGAAGAAGAUGGUAAAAACCCAGAAGAUUGUGGUUCUGCACAGGAAAACAGCAAACAAGUCAGGACUACAGAAGAUGUUACAACAGAAGAUGAGCACAACAGGACAGAGGAUCUGUCUUCACAUGUUGAUAGUGACGAUUUUGCAAUAAAACUUGAAAAUGCCAUGGAAGAUCAAAAUACAGUGUCAAAUAACUCCCAGCGGGAAAGUGAUUUCCAGACUGAGUCAUCCUUCCAUUGCACUUUGUCUUCAGAAUCUUGCGGGGAAAUGGCUGACGAGAAUGAGCGAAGCUCUCAUUGCUGCACAGCUGGUCUGCGGGAGGCUGGGCUGAAUUCACAGGAAACCUCUCUUUCAGAGCAGGAAUUGUACAACUCUUUCCAUUUCUGGAGGACUCCACUUCCUGAAAUAGAUAUUGACUUUGAGCUUCAGCAGACUUCUGAGAUAAUACUCGAUAGAGAAAUUCAGGAACUCACCAUGCCAGUGUCUCCAAACAUUCCUAUGGCAACAAGGAAAGAAUUGGAAGAAAUGAUAGAAAAUUUGGAACCUCAUAUAGACGAUCCAGAUGUUAAAGCACAAGUGGAGGUGUUGUCCGCUGCACUCAGAGCGUCCAGUCUGGAUCCUCAAGAAGAGACGAUGGCCAGCGUUGGCAAGGGACCAGACUCACAGACUGAACUAACCGUCAAUGACCAACAAAGUUUUAAACCUAUACUGAGUGAUAUUGUGCCUUUAAUUGGUGACACUGUUGAGAAUAUGGAUUCUACACUUCACUAUAUUCAUAAUGAUUCAGAUUUGAGCACAAACAGUAGUUUCAGUCCUGAAGAAGAAAGAAAAUCCAAAGUGCAGGAUGUUGUACCUCAAGCCUUGCUGGAUCAGUAUUUAUCGAUGACCGAUCCAUCCCGUGCACAAACAGUUGAUACCGAGAUUGCCAAACACUGUGCCUACAGCCUGCCCGGUGUGGCGCUUACGUUAGGCCGGCAGAAUUGGCACUGUUUGAAAGAUACCUAUGAGACGCUGGCAUCUGACAUGCAGUGGAAGGUUCGGCGGACACUGGCAUUUUCUAUACAUGAACUUGCUGUCAUCCUUGGAGACCAGCUUACAGCUGGAGAUUUAGUUCCUGUCUUCAAUGGCUUUUUAAAAGAUCUGGAUGAAGUCAGGAUAGGUGUGCUUAAACACUUGCAUGACUUUCUGAAGCUUCUUCAUCUUGACAAAAGACGAGAGUAUCUUUAUCAGCUUCAGGAAUUCCUAGUGACUGAUAACAGCAGGAACUGGCGUUUCCGUGCUGAGCUGGCUGAGCAACUGAUCUUGCUUCUGGAUCUGUACAGUGCCCGAGACAUUUAUGACUACUUGCGACCUAUCGCUUUCAGCCUCUGUGCAGACAAAGUGUCUUCUGUCCGUUGGAUUUCUUACAAGCUGGUCAGUGAAAUGGUGAAAAAGCUGUACAUGGCUCCAACAUCAACCUUCGUGGUAGAUCUCAUGAAUGAACUUGUUGAAAAGUUUUGUAGAUGCCGCAAAUGGUCUGGUCGGCAAACUUUUGUCUUUAUUUGCCAGACUAUCAGUGAGGAUGACUGCCUGCCCAUGGACCAGUUUGCUGUGCAUCUGUUGCCGCAUUUACUACACUUGGCAUCUGACAGGGUUCCAAAUGUUCGAGUCCUGCUUGCAAAAACGUUAAAGCAAACCCUUUUAGAGAAAGAGUAUUUUCUAAAUUCUGCCAACUCUCACCAAGAAGCUGUGGAACAAACGAUUAUGGUGCUUCAAAUGGAUGACGACAGUGAUGUCAAGUAUUUUGCAAGCAUACACCCUGCCAGUACCAAGAUUGCAGACGAUGCCAUGAGCACUGCUUCAUCAACUUACUAAAAAGUUCUGAAUGUUGCUAUAAUUAAAAAAAAUUGAAACAAACUAUCCUCAAAUGCUUCUAAAAUGGUUGAUCUAGGACAGCCUCUUUGGAAGGAGAGAUUUCUUGCCAGAUUUAACAGGUGGAUGUUACCUAAACCUGAUACCAGGGAUUUUAAGUCAAGAAAAAGUAAACAUACCUGUGUCAGCUUGACUUCAGAAAAACACUGCUCAGAGGAUUAUUCUUGCCACCGAAGCCUUAAAUCUUCUGUCUUCCUGAAAAAACAAAACUUGAAUUGGCAGAUCAUUUUCAUUGUAGAAAGGAUGUGAUUCCCAGAGACCUGCAUUGUUUCUCCUGAGGAGUUAACUUAGCAAGUAUUUUCUGUAGCAACUGAUAGAUGAAAUGGCCAGAAAGGCAAAUUUAUACCGGGACGUGAGACCUCCAGUAUUAGAGCUAAAAGUUUUUAUCAUUCAAGGACUUGAUUUGUGUGCAGCUGGGCACACCCUUAAGUGGGAAUAGCUUUGAUGUUUGUAAAUGGGGAAAAUUAGAAAUUUGGAUUUCUCUUAAGGGCUCAGUGCUAACACUAAACUAGAAUUUGAUUUUAAUCCUUAAAUGCAGCAUAUUGCUGUAUCCAUUAGCAGAAAACUUUGCUGAGUACCUGUGUCCUGAUUAUUUUCAUGCUGGUCAUGACCUAAAGGAAAUUUAUUAGCACAUGUACUUUAAGUCAGGUAUUUUUAACUUGAUCAUGAUCGGCUCUGAGGUGCA
Molecule: messenger RNA, 2689 nt
Organism: Leptosomus discolor (cuckoo roller)
Lineage: Eukaryota; Metazoa; Chordata; Aves; Leptosomiformes; Leptosomidae
Source: RefSeq, a predicted model, not a curated record